GGGCAAGGGUUGCUAGUCGACUAGCGUGACUCCGCAAACGCGGGUCUCCGAUCCCUCUUUCGGCCUAUAUAACGCUAUUUAUUUCCAAUAAAAACAGCAAAAACACAAAAACAAACAUAGUACAAAAAUAAAAGUCAAGAAUAGAAAACUAGAAAAUAAAUUUUUUCAAAAAAAAACCACUAGACAAAAAGUAUGCUCACUUUCAAAGAAACUACCAGUGCGCAAAAUCCAAACGGAAAUGAUAAAAGUCUUCAAGAAUUUGAUAUUUUCCGAUUCAUCAAAUCAGGAUCAAAAGUCAGAGGCCUUUGACACACUUUUUUAGUCAUUGUCCCAAAUUUUUAAUCGAUUUCGCCCCCUUCAAAAAAAAAUUGUGAUUAUUAGCCAAGAAAAUUGUCAUUGUUAACGAAAACCCAAACCGGUUGUUUGGUAUGUUUUCAAAAUCAGUUUCGCGGGCAAUUUUCAUUUUAUAUAAAAAAAGUUUUCUAAUGAUAAAAAUGUUUUCGAUUUUUAUCUACACAAUUUGAUAAUACAAAAAUUCGAAAAUCAAAUAUAAACGAAGAGAAAUCGAUAAAGGAUUUUUCGUGAAAAUAAAAGAAAAAAGAAAUAUAUUUUUCAAGAAAUAAAACGAGAGUAGAAUACUCAGAAAAAAAUAUGACUUCAUGCCGCACGUGAAUUUUCCUACGUUAAAUUUAAGACUGCAACAAAGCAAAGCCUCUUCUUUUUACCUGUUGUCUAGUCAUUAAAACGUCGCGUUUUUAAAUAUGCCGAAUAAAAAAAUUAGAAAUCGAGAUGGACGAGACAAAGAUUUCUUCGCAGACGAAAUAUCAUCUAUCGGCAUGUCUUUACGACCGAGCGGAAGUGCAUCUUCUGGCAUUUCAAGCUUGGCAAGUUGUGGCGAAGUUGACAACUUGCCUGAGCUGCCACCACAAGAUGAGGAGAGACUGCAACGAGCUGCGAGAUUAUUGCAGCAGAGACUGGUCUUGCGUCAGUGGUUAGCAGACCAUGGCCUUCAUAAUUAUUAUCAGAGGAUAAUGCAAAUGGAAGUAGUAUCUUUGGAAGACGUUUACUGGGUGGAAGACAAUGCAGCACGUUCGGCUUUGGGAAAAGAUCUUCCUAAGUGGGUUCAAGCUCGACAAACUUUGCCAACAUCUAAGGAAGAUUUGGAAGCCCUUAAAGCAGAUCUUUGGAGUUCUGUUGUCAAAAACAGUCAACACCAGGACGCUUGGACUUGGGGCGGAAUGUUGGUAGUGUCAGUCUCAGUGGCAGGUCUCGUCACCCUGGCAGCAAUGACACAACCGGCUUUGGCUCCAGAAGCAAAACAUUCACUUCUGCAAUAUGUCACGGGAAAAUAUCUUUUGCCCAGUAAUUGUCGUGUUCAUUUCGAAUGGGAGGAACCUCAAUUAGUUGGAGAAACAAUGACAUUUACCGUUAAAUUUUAUCAGCGAAAUGGCCAGCCAUAUCCGAUUUGCGACAAGGACAAUCUCAUUGUCGAAGUGACAGAAGGAGCUCGAAGAGUAGCAACUUUAAUAGAAUUAGGAGGAAUGGAUCCUCUUGCGGCAAAUGCAGCAGUUGUUAAAUUUACUGUCCGACAUGCCGGACAAUAUCGUAUAGCCGUUCUUAUCGGUUCCUGCCACGUUUACGGCAGUCCUUUCCUUAAAAUUUUUCUUCCCGGACCUCCAGAUCCAAAUAAAACGGUCUUCGUGCGCCAGAGCUCGACGGUCGUUUGCACUGCUGGCGUUCCCCAUUCAUUAACAAUUGAACCACGUGAUGAAUACGACAAUCUCUGUAUAUUUGGUCCUGCAGAUAAACCCACGGAAGGUUAUGAUGUAAAUAUUACACAAAUCGGUAGUGUAGGAGGAGAAGGAGAGGCAGUGCCAGUGGAUUGUAAAAUUCAACUUGAUUAUGAUUCACCAAAUCAAAGGAUUCGAUUGAAAGUCAGUUUUCCCAGCAGCGGAUGUUUUCACGCCACUGUCAGCUUAAAUGGCCUACAACUUCACAAUGGUGACUUUUCUAUAAUAGUCCUCGAGAGUGCUGUUAGUAGAGCUGUUCAUCAAAGUGUAGCGUCAAAGAAUUUUGACACUUGUUAUGCGGCGAAAUUAUUGGGAAUGCAAGGCGAACGAUUCGCAAAACCAAAGAAAGUCUUUUGUUUCAUUUCACCCAAACAAUUGACAAUUAAAGAAUAUCUUCUCAGGUUUAUACCCAAGCGCCUUGUGACAUUUCGACUCUGUCCUUCGACGAAGUUUUACUUUGAAAGUUCAAACAGUGAUUCGUUUACAAUCGACGAUGGUUGUCAGCCUCCAGUUGAAUUGAUUUCACAUUAUCGUGAUAUCAUUGCUGCCACGUUUACUCUAUUUUUACUGAAAAAUAUCGGAGGAAGUGAGACAUUUGCCGAUAAACAGGAUUUCUUUUAUCAUGAAGUACGAAAACAUCAUCAAAAACAUUAUCACGAGAAAUUAUCAAUGAAAAUUCAACGUGAAAAGCUACUUGAAUCUUCUAUGAAGGCAACAAAAGGCUUUUCCGUUAGCGAUUGGUGUAGGAAUUUUGAAAUUACCUUCCAAGGCGAACAAGGAGUCGAUUGGGGUGGCGUUCGUCGAGAAUGGUUUGAAUUGAUUUGCGCGUCGCUAUUCAAUGCAGGCAAUGGAUUAUUUUCGUCGUCAGGCGAUUCACAACAGGCGUUGGUGCAUCCGAAUAAUAAGCGACCGCCUCAUUUAAAAUUGAAACACUAUGAAUUUGCUGGUCGAAUUGUUGGUAAAUGUCUCUAUGAAUCGGCACUUGGUGGCUCGUAUCGGCAACUCGUGAGGGCACGUUUCACUCGUUCAUUUCUCGCACAAUUAAUUGGUCUUCGCGUUCAUUAUAAAUAUUUCGAGCAAGACGAGCCCGAUUUGUAUUUGAGUAAAGUGAAAUACAUCCUGGAGAAUGAUGUCGAGGAAAUGGAUCUUAAUUUUCUUGAGGAGGAAUACGAUAAUGAAGGACAAUUAUUGAAAGUUGCUGAAUUAAUUCCCGGUGGUGGGAAAAUUCGUGUCACUAAUGAUACGAAACUUCGUUAUCUUGAUGCAUUGGCGCAACACAGGCUCGCCAGUUCGUCGCGAAAUGAAAUUGAUCAUUUUCUAAGGGGACUUAAUGAACUCAUUCCCGAUAAUCUUCUUGGUAUUUUUGAUGAGAAUGAACUCGAGUUGCUUCUGUGUGGCACUGGCGAAUAUAAUGUGGCGGAUUUGAGAGCUCAUCACAUAGCGAAUGGAAAUUCGAGUGAAUUUUUACGUGUGUUGGAUUGGUUCUGGACGGCGGUCAGUAAUUUUACACAAGAAGAAAUGGCGAGAUUACUGCAAUUUACAACUGGAUGUUCACAAUUGCCUCCGGGUGGUUUUCAACAAUUGAGCCCUCGAUUUCAAAUCACAGCUGCACCGACUUUCGGCAAUCUUCCCACUGCACAUACUUGCUUCAAUCAACUUUGCUUGCCUGACUACGAGUGCUACGAUAACUUUGAAAAGGCUCUUCUACUUGCAAUCAGCGAGGCCGAGGGCUUCGGAAUGAUUUAAAAUAAUGGAUAAAAUAUUAGGAUCUACAUUCCUCUAGUCUAAUUUCUCAAUCUAGCUCAAAUUGUUAAAAGCAUUUUUAUUUUUCGCUCAACGUACGAAUACGUUUUCUACUGUAUAGAUCUCUUUUAUUUCAAUAGUAUUUGCUUUCGAAUAUUAAUUAUUAAUUAAUUUUUACUAACAUAAUUAUUUAAUUAAAAUUAUAAAUUUGUUUAAUAAUCUUCAAAAAGUUACUAGGAUCAAUUCUUUUCUAUUUAAAUAGAAAAUAAUAUUUGAAUGAAAUAAUUGAAAAAAAUCUGCGUGAACAAAUGAACUAAUUUCCAAAUAGAAGGAAAACUUGAAUAUUUAUUGAAAUAAAAAAAAUAGAGAAUAUAUAAUUAGUUUAUAAAUUUGAAAAAUUGAGAUUUGUGAUAUACAAUAUAGAUUAUUAUAUCGACUAAGUGAUUGUUAAACUUCGUAAUUGCGAUUUUUUCUUUAUACAUAUAUACACGAAAGCUUCACUAUUACGAACACAUUAAUUUUGUCAUUGUUCUUUAUUUCUAGACAAGGAAACAGCAUUGUGCGAACAUUUUAUAUAUUUUUUUACGUUUUUCUCUCUUCGCUCACAAAAACUACAAACAGAUAAUGAAAAGAAAAAAGCAAAAAAAAAAGAAUAGUCAAAAAGUAUAGAAUAUUUUCUAGAUUGUUUAGAGAAUGUAAAAAGUAUUUAUUAUAUAGUUAAUAAUUAGAAAUGAAAUAGAAUUAUGUCCUUAGUUGAAAUACUUAUAAAUAUUUAUCUGUGCAUUUAAAAAAAUUUAAUUUUAGAUUUUGAAAAGGCUGUUUUAGUAUUUGUUUCUCUAUGUUAAAUAAUAAUUUCGAUAUUUAGAAUCUACUUAAAAAAAAGUAUUUUAAGUGUUAACAUAUUUUAAGAAUUCAACAUAUUUUUAGAAUUAAACAUAUUUUUCAUGGUAUAAUAAUACUACUUAAAAGAAAAUACUUUUAGCGUUUAAUAUACUUUUCGUAUUA
Molecule: messenger RNA, 4538 nt
Organism: Leptopilina heterotoma
Lineage: Eukaryota; Metazoa; Arthropoda; Insecta; Hymenoptera; Figitidae
Product: apoptosis-resistant E3 ubiquitin protein ligase 1
Exons: 14
Coding region: 762-3536 (924 amino acids)
Biological process (GO): negative regulation of apoptotic process; protein polyubiquitination; proteasome-mediated ubiquitin-dependent protein catabolic process
Molecular function (GO): ubiquitin-protein transferase activity; protein binding
Source: RefSeq, a predicted model, not a curated record